Anopheles moucheti is the source of this 8034-nucleotide messenger RNA. Its product is annotated as phosphatidylinositol 3,4,5-trisphosphate 3-phosphatase and dual-specificity protein phosphatase PTEN-like. NCBI's taxonomy places the organism in Eukaryota, Metazoa, Arthropoda, Insecta, Diptera, Culicidae. Gene Ontology annotation, biological process: protein dephosphorylation. Gene Ontology annotation, molecular function: protein tyrosine phosphatase activity; protein tyrosine/serine/threonine phosphatase activity; phosphatidylinositol-3,4,5-trisphosphate 3-phosphatase activity. Bases 3065 to 6916 code for a protein of 1283 amino acids. The transcript is spliced from 9 exons. The record is from RefSeq and is a predicted model, not a curated record. Gene Ontology annotation, cellular component: cytosol.
CACCCGCAAAAACCCGCACGGAACAGUGAAUUACAGGCGAUCCGCCUGCCCGCAACAAAGAAAUCUCCGAUUCGCGGUCGCAUUUCAUCGAAAAGAUUGGCGGAUCCGACUUUUAUUUCGCGUAGAAAUAAAGGCGCAGCAAAGCGAGAGAUCCGGAUGUCAGUGCAGAGUUGUCAUCUUUCCUGCAGGAGAACUGUCAAGUGUGCGAGGAGAACUGCUAGCGACGGAAAGCACAGAGCAGGUCUUCUCCUUCAAGACAGCGAAGAUGCAUUCCAUAGCAGCGGAUCGAUCAACCGAAUCGGCACUAUAAACGACGAGUGUAUCCCCAUCGUCAGCUUCCUAACAAAAUGAUACGGUGGUAAACAACGUAUCCGGGAGUACUUAUACAAACAAAAAACCAGUGCAAUUGAAAGUGAAACGGCGAGUGCAAUUUUAUGUGUUAUUUAGCAAAUUCUUCUCAUUGUGGCAAUCGUAUGAUUUUUGUUGUCGUUCUGUAUUUGUGUGACCCGCUUACAGAAAAGCGAUCAAACAAUAUACUAUCAGUGAUGCAACGAUCAAUUUCACCCGAUAGAAUGGAUCGUACUUGUGGUGCGUGUGUGUAAAUAUGUGUUUUAAUCAAUUUGUAAGACGUCGUACACUUUCGGCGCAAGAAUAAGAACGUGAAAAAAACCCCUGACCCUGAUCAAAGUGUGAGGGGGGGUCCCUCUAAUGAUGGUGGCUGCAUCCACUUCCGGUUCGUUUCGGCUGUGUGCGUGUUUGGAGGUUGAUGCAAGGGAAACGCAGUUUCAGCAACUCGGGAGAAUUAAAUGCUGCUCAGAAGCUUCCUCUUCUCGCUAGCAGACGGUGAAAAGCAGAACGUGCGUGAGGCGUGAGCAAACAAAGAGUCUGUGUGUGUGUGUGUGAAGGUGAGAAUGAAUCAGUUCGCGUAAUCGAUUAACGGACGAUCGAUUAACGCACAUUAACCCAGGCCAAACAGUGUGCAAGUGCCCACCGGAAGGAGCAUCUCACGUUCACGUGAAACCCAAUCCUGUGGUAAUUGUUUCGGUUCUGCGUGUGUGUGUGCGCGCACGCACAUGUGAGAAAGUUUCGAGCGUAAAGUGGGUUUACUCACAGAUCGGAAGCAUAAAAAUGCUUCCGCGGGACGUUACAUGUGUGCGGGAGAAGGAGUGAGAUGUUACCUGCUCGCCCGACGGUCAGCUGUGUGUGCGAAAAGGAAAAGCAGGAGGGGUGGGUGGACGCGCAUAAGUGGUAGGGGAUCUCCUCCCAAGCAGGCAGCAAGCAUAUGGAGAGCGGCAGCAGCAUAACGCGAAUGAAAAGCAUAUAUUGGUGGUGAUCGGCUGCGAAUUAGGAAAAAGGCCUCACGCACACUACUACUAAGGGGGGGAAACACGCGAUAUUCAGAUGAGCAAUUCAAGAUCGUGAAAAUUCUCCGCUGUUCAGGGAGAGAGAGAGAGAGAGAGAGAGAGAGAGAGAGAGAGAGAGAGAGAGAGAGAGAGAGAGAGAGAGAGAGAGAGAGAGCGGGCAAUAUCGCUGCCAGAAAGGUAUUUUCCCGUCUUUCGUUGGGGGUGCGUGCGUGCGCGAGAGAGCCACGCACAUGCGUUAGUAAAUCCCAGAAGCGUAAUUGUGUAAGUGCACGCCGGUGGUCCAUCAGUCGCGAGGAUCGCGUCGCGAUGCUUCAGAUGGAAGCAAUAUAUAAAUGUGCAAUAUAGUGUAGAAGUGUUAAUGAAGCGUUGUGUAAAGCUGCAAAGUCCUGGCGUAUCCCUGGAGAUGGUUCGCUAGGCAACACGGGGAAACAUUCCCCCCAGUACCUUCUCGGUGUGUGUUAGUACAUCUCGGUGUUAGUGCAUCCCUUUCAAACGCCCUAAAAUGGCUGGCGUGAGGGUUUGAUGUACAUACGCAACAAUUUUAACGUGUUCCUUGUGUGCGUGUGUAUGUGUGUUCUGUUUGAGGUCGGUGUUUGUUUGUGUCUCUUAUCACCACCACCGGUCGGUGCCGCGAUUGUACAGAUUCGCGAUUUGGUCGUCACCGGCAGACAGCGGGGCUUUCAAAGGCGGUGCCCGCUCUACACGACCCGCCCCACCACCCUUCCCGGUUUCUAUCAACCCUCUACUGCGCGUACGGAUAAGUGGGUCCAUCUACCGCGCCCCCCGGUUCGGCGGUUUGUAUGUGUCAUCUGUCAGGUGUGAGAGCUCGCGGGUUGGAAGAACAAUGGCAAGACAGUACGGCCAGCCAAAACGCGUAAGGUAUUUCGCUAGAGAUUGUGUGGUUCUGUGAAGAUUUGGAAGAAAAGUCGGGUUCGUGUUCUUGCUGUGAAAGCGAGCCAGAGAGAGAGAAUGAUUGCGAAUGGCACGAUCGGCACUAAGAGCACUGCUCCGAGAUGUACAGAGCCUGUAUUCGAUGUGAAGUAAAACCCGUGUUCAAAAUGUGCGUAAGAUAAUGCAUCAGCGGAAGUGUGGAUAGUAACAUCAAGCGGCGAUAGUAAAAGUGAGAAGGGGUAGAAGACCGCAUCAUAGCUAGGGGUGAUAGUCGACGGUGUGAAUCGAACACAGCUGUGUAAGCAACUUAGUUGUUGAUAUAGUUUCGGUGCUGUUGUGUUUCAAUUACUACGACAUUACAUUACCUUCGCUGCCUAAAAUCCGGCGGAGUACAAAUCACAACACACCCUCCCUCGAUCAACACUGUCCUGCUAUGGAAGGAAGCGUUUGCGUGCAUACUCUGCUAUACACUGCCCCUGAACUAUCGAACCUGGAGGAUCACUCAUGCAAGUUAAAAGCGAUAGCAAUAGCACUGCAAUAGCGAACGCUCACCCGAAGGACGGAGCAAAAGGUACAAAAGCUAGAAUCCCAGCUCUAAAGCAUACGAAGAGCCUGUGCGUAACUCCACUCGCACUAGAACGCUUCUAGGUCGCACAAAGGACAUAGAGAUACCUCUUCGCACGCCCCACGAACCCUUGCACCGCGCAUCGCUGUUCAAGGUGACGAAGCAAAGCAAAAGAAGCAGUACGGAACCGGUCGGCGUUUCGCGCUUUCCGCUAUUCUACCGCAUCUUCCGUGUCAUCGGCCACAUGGCUAAGCCAACGAAUAUUAUCCGGGGGAUGGUCAGCGGGCAGCGUAACCGCUACACCCAAGAUGACUUCAACCUGGAUCUGACAUACAUUAUGAAGAAUAUCAUCGCCAUGGGCUACCCGGCAGAAAACAUGGAGGCCAUCUAUCGCAAUAACCGCGAGGACGUGCUCAAGUUCCUCACGGAGAAGCACGAGAGCAAGUACAAGGUGUAUAAUCUUUGCUCAGAGCGUACCUAUGAUCCAAAACUGUUUCCGUACCACGCCGAAUAUCCAUUCAAAGAUCACAACCCACCAGACAUUGAGCUCAUCGACAAGUUCUGCAAAGAUGUGUAUACUUUCCUGAAUGCUGAUAGAUCUCACGUCGUAGCUAUCCACUGCAAGGCUGGCAAAGGUCGUACGGGAACGAUGAUCUGUUGCUAUAUGCUUUACGACAACACCUUCCAGACAGCCAACGAGGCACUGACGUACUACGCAGAGAAACGCACAAAGGACAAGAAAGGAGUCACCAUUCCUUCGCAACGCCGAUACGUGGAGUAUUACGAGCAUUUGCUGCGCAACAAUCUAACCUAUCGGAAGGUUUCGCUAUAUGUUCUCGAACUGCGCAUCUUUCCCGCUGAAGUGCCACUGAAAGUUGGAUCUAUUCAGCAGAAGGAUAUGAAGGAACCGCUGCCACUGGUGAAGUUCCGCCGCACGGAUGAGUACAUAUCGGUGGAGCUUGACUGCUGUAUGCCGCUAGCCGGCGAUGUGAAGGUUGAGUUUCGUGGCAACAAACUAGACAAAGGAUGGCACUUUUGGUUCAAUACGUUUUUCGUUGAACUCGCUGGUAUAUAUGAUUCACAGGGUCGCUUAGUUUUGGCUUUGGACAAAAAAGAGAUUGACGACGCUCAUAAAGGUAACGCCAAAAAGUGCCCAGAACAGGUGCAAGUUUUUCUGAAUCCGCGAGGAAAGAGUUCCGAAAACUUAGACGCUAGGCCGCUAACGCAGCCCUUGGUCGAUGGAAAUCAAAAGAACGCUGCACAAAACAACCAUCACGUGCUACAUUACCAACAGCAGUCGGUAACGCAGGACCAGCAACAGGUGCAACAAAGGCAUUAUAUUGCUUUAAGGGAUCCGCCAAAUCGGAGCCAAUCGCUGAUACCUAGCUCCAACUAUAACGAUCCCCAGCUGCAUCAUCGAUCCGUCAAUAACAAUCGCGCUUCCCUGGGCAACAACCAGCAGAAUAGCGGCAUUUAUUGUAACAUCGGGAUGAACAUACCGGAUGUCGAAAGGCAGUCACAACAGCAACAGCUUCAGCAACAACAACAGCAACUGCUUCAGCAGCAGCAGCAGCAGCAGCAGCAAAUGCUACAGCAGCAGCAGCAAGUGCAACAACAACAGCGUCAGCUGAACCAUUCCGGAGGCUCUUCCGAGGGUACUGAUGAAGAUUGGGAAUCCGGUGAGUGUGAAACAGUAGUAUCGGAAACCAUGUGCAAAUCAAGAACAACAGCUACUACAUCAGCAACAACCGCGAAUACAACAACAGCUACGAUUACCUCGUUCACUACAACUACAACAAUCCCCAGUACAACAACACCCAUUACCAAAUCCAACCAAACCAUUAGUAGUAGCCCCGCUGUUCAAUCUCCACCAAUACCACCCGCGCGACCAACAGUAACGAUGGUAACAAUGGCAACAGCAGUAACGGUACCAAGCAGCAAAACCUGUAUAUCCCCUCCUUCCUCUUCCGUUCGUCGUUGCAUCAGCGACAACGAAAAUUAUCUCCUCACACGUAGUAGUUGUGGCCUCAUCAGUAAAAAUAGUAAAAGUAGUUAUGAUCGACUCGGCGAGCACGAGCCCUGUAGUAGCGAUAGUACUAUCACCACCACCAACCAAACUUUUAACCAAAUUAGCCGGAUCUGUCCGAUCCCGAACCACCAACGUCUGCAUGCUGCAACCGACGAUAAUCCGCCAUUCCGAUUCGGAACGGUUGCCGAUUCAUCGUCGUUAGCAGUUAUGUUGUAUGAUGCUAGUGCGCUACAAUUCGGAUACGCCAGCGUUGGAAACGACGCUGAUCAUUUGUUGCGAGUAUCUCGUGCAUUGCUGCCCAGUGCAGCGCAACAGGCGGACACGCAUGGAACAAGAUCGGGAAUGUCUGGGUACGUUAAUAUUGGUUCUGUCGAUCGAUCCGCCUCCGUAGGCGAGCGCAGUGAAGUGGUAAACGAUCGAUCGAUAGAGGAUCUCACGGACAAUGGUACUAGUGGAGGUGGUAGCGGCAAAAACAAAAUGUCGUCCGCAUCUCCGUUUCGACGGUUCGGUAUGGCCAUGAGACGUAGGAAGAAACGUUCGUUGAAACUCAAGCACGCCUCCGGGAGCAAUAGUGGCAUCGGUGGGAACACACUGUACGGGUCUUGUGCCAGCAAUCUGUCUGGUAUUUCGGUGGGUAACGGUUCGGCUAAGGGUAUGGGAUUGGGUUCGACCGUUGCCAAUGAUGGCAGUGGAGGAAGUAGCAGCAAAAGAACGAAGCUAAAAUUUCGAUGGCUUCGCAAUAUGCGUAGCGAUCCGAACUUAAAAGAGACACUUGUGAAGAGUGUUCAACUACGUGCGACCACCAUUGGAGCGGGAACUGGUUGCAUACUUGAAGUAGCGAAAGCUAGCACGGCCACCUCUAACGUCACUAUCCCGAAAAGCCCAACGUCAACAACGUCAACGCCAAUACCGGACAUUGCGAGCAGCGGAGGUGCUAAACUAUCAAGUGAUAUUGUAGGAGAUAUGAAAGAGAUCACUUGUUGUAAUCUUCCCACCGACUAUUACUCAUUUCUCUGUGAUAAUCAGUUGAGCUAUGAAUCGCCCGGCAAAAGUCCGGGCCAUAUGAUGCGAUUAGAGUUGGCACUUGCUCGUCGACCGUCCACCAUCGAAGAAGUUCUCCAGCAACCGGGUCCACCGACGCCACCACCGCUUCCUCCGCCACCGUCCCCGGGACCCCCAGCAGCGAUUACCGUGUCCGAUACGGAUUGUAGCGUAGUGAAACCGAGAGCAUCAAACGUCAAAAUUGGCUUCAACGUCAGUCCAGCACCGGCAUCACCGGUGGAUACUGUACAUGGUUCGAUCGAGAGUUCGUUCGAGAUCAUUGAGAAAAGUGACGCACAGAUGGAAUCGUCGGAGAACCUGUCGGCUGCAGAACAUGCUAGCGACGGUGGUACUACUGUCAGUAGUGGUCCGUUGCUGUCCGGUGGCGGUGGACAUAGUUUCUGCAACAAAUUAUUACAACACAUUGUUACCUCGGUUAGCGGUGGGGCGCGUAAGGGACUCGAUCAAAUCGAAGGUAAAAAACAAGAUGGUGAAGGUUCUGUCGAAUGUCCUACUGCUGCUGCUACCACCAUUGCCCCAAACAGCAUUCGUCGUUCAAUGUCGUCUUGCUCUGCCCUAACCGUGGUACAAACUAUGUCUUCUCCGGUACUAGAAGCUGGCACAAGUCCCGUCCUUUCACGCAGUAACCGUUGUGCACCGUUCUCGUUUCGCGAGCUAAGGUCAGAGCUGCGUGCAGCCAUGAAGAUACCGUUGCCAAAGCCUCGAACGCAACCGGCAUCAUCCUCUUCGUCCUCGUCGUCAAAUAUCGUUGGUGUUACCAGUAGCGAGAAUAGUUCGGCUGUAGUUCGUUCCAUCGAACGAACCUUAAGCGCUCCUGUGGCUGUACAAACACUCGAAUCGGAUGAUGGAAAUAAUAGGAUCGCUUGUUUCGCUGGCAAUACCACCUCCACUAGCGUCAAUGUGUCUUCCGCCAACGGAUCGUUACCAACACUCAAUCGAUCGCAGUCCGAUCGCCAGCUUGGUGAUGAUCAUCGCUCUGGUCAUCGGUCGGGCUUGGGGCACUGAUGUGUGUUACCGAUUCCUCCCAUUUUGUUUUUUUUCCCCCAAUAGAUAUCCCGUUUAGCACAUCCUUUACCAUAUAUUUACUAUAAACAUACACCCAAACACUCACUCACACACACACACACACACACAUAUACAUGAAAGCGACAAAUCAAACUUACGUAAAUGAGACAUUUAGUCGGUGGGUAUCCAAUUUGAUGAAAUAUCCAUCGGAUGAUUCUUUCAUUAGAGAAGCAAUUGUUUUAGACGCAUAUGAAAAUUGAAUAGAACUAUUAUUAUUUUUUUGUGAGAACGGUCUGGCCGUAUACGAGAUUGAAUAGAACUAAUCUGUCAAUUAUUUUUCGGCUGACGAUCGACGCGUCGACAAGAUAAACGAUUUAUUAUUUCGGCGGAGAGGCGUAAUCGAAACUUCUAACAUUAAAUCAAUACAUUUCAAUUGGCAAGCAUUGCUGUGAUUUAAAGGUUGCUUGAUAUGGGGGAACUAGCAAGGGAAGAAAUUCAUAAAACCAUAGUUACACGUUAAACAAAUGAAUAGAUCGAGUGGAUAGUAUUUCUCAUUCGAGUAGCGAUGUAAUGCGAAUACUUAAGCGAAGGUUAAAGGCAUAUAAGUGUUGUAUUAGUUACGUUUUGUUUCGGUUUCUUAAUUUUAGACUCGGUCAGUGUAUAGAUGUCAUAGAGUUAGUGAUAGUUUCAAACAUUGUUUUUUUUUAAGUUAAAUUGUUGACGAUAGUGCAAGAAACAAAUCAAUACAGAUAUAGUUCAUUGGAAGAAAAGAAAAUGAUAGCCAGAUAACGUAGAUUGCGUAUGGGUUAGACAGUGUAGUAAAUAAUAAAUAGCAGCUGAAUAUUUUUUAAACACCCCAAGUGGUACAACGACAACCAGAUCUGCAAUCGUAAUCAUUGCGAGACAUUAUAGCUGUACCGUGAGAAUAUACUUGUCAGUAGCGCCCCUCUGUUGAACACGGUUAUAAAAGGAUCUAUUUGGUUGAUGCCAUCGUGCUAUCGUCCAAUCAAUCAAUGAGCUAUGGACGUCCAGUUAUGUCUGGUUUAACUUUUGUGUUUAGCUUAAUAUGUUUUCUGUUAUCCUGUAGUCUAACGUGAAUCUUUAGAACGUUUCUGCUC